Zychaea mexicana is the source of this 1735-nucleotide messenger RNA. RefSeq names its product Bud-site selection protein. The coding region runs from base 1 to 1287 and encodes 428 amino acids. Lineage: Eukaryota; Fungi; Mucoromycota; Mucoromycetes; Mucorales; Lichtheimiaceae. The transcript has 7 exons. The record is from RefSeq and is a predicted model, not a curated record.
AUGAUAAUAGUGGAGCCUACGUCAAAGAAGAAUUUAACGUUAGAGAUCGAGAAAACGGCUGCCAAGCUAGCAAGACGAACUGAGUUGAGCACCACCAAUCUUGAUCCUAAAUACAAUCCAGAGCGUACAGAAACAAUAAAGCAGGAAUUACUAGAAUUACAAAAGCAAAAGAUCGAUGCCAAACUGUUUCACGCUCGAAAAGAGUUGAAGGCGACUUUUAAAAAAUGCAAGGCCAUGGAACUACAAAAGCAGAUCAAGCGAGUUCGUGAGGCCGAGAAAGCUGCGUCUAUUGAAGCAACAGAAGUGUCUUCUCCUGCUGCCGAAGGCAAAGAAAAGAAACAGAAAAAACUGACCAAAGAAGAUAUCCCACGACUCGAAAAUGAACGCGAAUUGUUAAAGAACCUGGAUUUGGAUGCUUUAGUCGAUCGUUCACUAAGAAACAAGUUGUUAAAACAUAAAGAACUCGGCGAAAACGAGGUGGUCAAAUCAGUAAGCUUUUUAGCAGCAGAACCGGCAACGCCAGAAACGAAUCAGACCGUAUUGGACCUUGGUGCAAGAAUAUUACGACAUAAAACAGCGCAGGAACAAUAUAAAAAGCUUAUCAGCUAUAUACAACAUAUUUUGAAUCCCACCGCCGCUCCAUCAACAGCAACAACAACAACAGAAUCAACAGUAGCACCAGCAACUGGCAAGAAACGGAAAAAUGAAGAAAGCGGAGGAAAGGAGCAGAAGAAACAGAAGAAUCGUGAAGAGAAGAAUUUGGAAUCCUCUUUGUUUAUUGAAACAUUGGGUGGAUCGAACGAUAGCGACGAUGAUGACAGCAACGAUGAUGAAAGCAACGAUGAUGAAAGCAACGAUGGUGGCAGCGACGAUGAAAGCGGAAAGGAUGAUGAUAUUAAUAAGGAGCAAAAACCCAGUCAGCCGAAAAAGAAGAAGAAAACCAAGUCUGGAUUGAAGUGGGAUGAUCCCAAUUUCGACAAGUAUUAUCAUGGUGAAAAGAAAAAGAACAGAAUGGGUCAAAGAGAACGACGAAAGAAACUCGAGGAAUUGUAUGGCAAAGAAGCAAACCACAUAAAGGAGGCAAGAAAGGCAAAGCAGCAUUUGGGAAAGAAGGGCAACGGCAAAAAGUCGGGCGAUGGAGCACCCAGCGUCAAACAGCAGAGUCCAAAGCAGAAUGUGGAAGAGUUCCAUCCAUCUUGGCAGGCCAAGCUAAAACAACAGGAAAUGAUGGCAAAGGCAUUGAGUGGCGAAGGAAAGCCAGCGAACAACAAGAUUGUCUUCGAUUAAGCUUUUCGCUUUUGUUCUUUUUUUUUUACAUGCACAACCUUCCAUGUUCUUUCUCUCUUUCUUUGAUAUACAUUUUCUACGCAUAUAUUCUUGACAAGCAUAUCAUUCAUUGCCAUUUGUACUUUUAGUACUUUCCACAAAACGGGAACUAUAAGAAUUCAUCAUUGCUACUAUCACUUUUAUGACCAUCAAUCUUUGGCAGCCUAAUACGCACAAACAUUACUGUACUACUCAUCGCAUCGUUACAGUAUAUUCGAGGAUUAACACCGUGCUGCUGUAGAGACUCACGUACAUCUUCGCACCAGUUCCUUUCUCUCGUUGUAUCGACGCAACAAACAUGCCUAAAGUGUUACUUUUUUAAGACAUAGAAUUGGCUUUUUCUUUUUACACUGUUACAUGAACAUUGAUAGAGUGUGAAAAAAAUAAAAAUACCGAUUUUGGAACAAUC